This is a messenger RNA of Polistes dominula (European paper wasp), 2044 nucleotides long. Its product is annotated as cilia- and flagella-associated protein 206. The record is from RefSeq and is a predicted model, not a curated record. Gene Ontology annotation, biological process: regulation of cilium beat frequency. NCBI's taxonomy places the organism in Eukaryota, Metazoa, Arthropoda, Insecta, Hymenoptera, Vespidae. Gene Ontology annotation, cellular component: ciliary basal body; axoneme.
GAAAAACUCUAUCAGAAAAUGAUUCUAGUUAUUACCCUUUUAAGUGGACUCGGUAAUCCAGCAAUAACGAACACUUUACGAGAAGUAACUGCAACAUUGCAAAGUGUAUUUCAACCAUCUGAGUUAUCAAAUUAUGUAAAUCUUCCAAAAAACGAAAAGGAAAAACAACUUAUGGAAUUGAUGUGUAUAGUUGCCGGUAUACGUUUAUUUAAUCGAGAUUGUCAACGUGGUGGAAAAGAAAUCGAUGAUCUUCCAAGUAUUUUACAAGAUUCAGUUAAGAAAACGUACGACAAUAUCCUUGAAUUAUUGGAAAAGUUAAUGACAAAAGUUUACGAAUUUACUGAUAUCAUAGAAAGGAUCAUUUCUUCUAUGGUGAUAGAUGAGAACGACGAUAUAUGUUACUCGAGUAUGCAGAAAUUGAUUUUACCUAAAAACAUUAAAGAAGAUAAUUACAAAUGGGCUAUUGAAAUUUUAACGGCAUCUCGUCAACAGGAAAUAUAUAUCAGAAAAUUACUAUCUGACGUAGAACACAGUGGGAAUAUAAUCAAAAAUUUGAUCGAACGUCUUCAACAACGUCUGAUGAAACUUCAUGAAACGAUGCGUUACAGAACAGCCAUUCCAACAACUCAAGUUUAUCCACAGUUCAUCGACCUUGCAGAUAUAUGGAUGGGAUUACAGGAUGAAGUGAUCAUAUUAAGUAAUAUUAAUAAUUUUCUCUGGGAGAUACACAAUUUGAAUAUUAAGAAUGUAAACGUGUACGAUCAAGAAAUAUUCAAGGAUAUAAUAAUAAAAAACGUAAACGUUUUAACAGACGCUGAACGUCUUGAACUGUCAAUGGGUGAAACAAUAACAGAUUGUGGCGAUUGUACUAUCUAUUAUCCGAACAAUACGAAGGAUUUUGAUAAAAUUGAUUUGGAGUUUCUCGGCUUUUGCGCUUGGAUGUUCGUAAUGGGGAAAGGAGCUUUAAUUCCAGCAAAUCCCAACAAUGGGGUAGCUAAAUGGCGAGGGAGGUAUUAUGCUUUCAGUUCAGCAGCAGCUGCUCGUCUUUUUGGAAAGGAACCAGAUAAGUGCGUUGCAGAGGCUCUGAAUUUUAUCAGGGAUCAUAUAGAAUACGUCUAUUUAUUCCAGAUGUAUGAAGACAUCGAAACUAUGAAAAAUAAGGAAUUAACGGAAGAUGAAUCAGAGUUAAAGACUUGUCAAGAUCAAACGGUUCAAACUGAUACGCAUAUUUUACCACCACAAAAGGACGAUACAAAUUACAUUUGGAAUGUUUGGGAACUUAGAAGAAGAGCUCUCUCUUUGGCUAAUGUAAGACAACGCGCAACGCGUAGCACGCAGACUCAUUUGUCAAACUUUAGAAGUGGUGCCUACGUGCAAGCAACACCACCGAGAGACAAGGAAGUACAAACCAAAAGAGACAAUUAUACAAACACGAAAAAACUUCUCACUUAUAUUUUUGGAUUACGAGGAAGACGCGAUAACAACCAGCACGUUCUCUCUUUCCUCGAAGAGGAACUUGAACACCUAGAAAACUCCGCUUAGAAAUCCCAAAUCCAAUCAUCACCUCCUUUUCUAUUACUUCUAUUAUUUCUUUUUUUUUCACAUCAUUAUCUUAGCAAAACUUACAAACGUAAAAAACGUCGAUAGUUUUUCGUUAGAAAAAAAAUUAAGAAGACUCAGUAAAAAAACUCUUCGUCAUCAUGGACUGACAUAGAUUGAUUGAAUGAUAGAUCGAUUGAUUUAAUUUGAGUUUAUUAAAAAUUAUGGGAUAAUAUUAGAAGAAUGAGGAAUAUACAUUAUGAUAAAUAACGUGGAAAUAAAUGUGACACGAGAAAUGCUUCUUUUUUUUGUUUCUUUCUACUUUUUUCUUAAAAAAAAAAAUUUUAAGCAAUACUUUUUAAUGACACUUUUUGUUUUUUCUUCUUACAUUUACGGAAAACAGCAGCGCGUUCUCUUCAGCCAUAUGUUAUUCCUCUUAAAACAAGAGCAUGAGAAAGUGCGAUAAAGAGAUAGAAGAGAAAGAGAGAGAGAAAGAAAAAAAAAA